AUGAAUGAGGACUUGCUAUUGCUGGCGAGUUGCAGUGAACUGCUUAUCCAAAAGAGGCAUCCUCAGUCUCAUCAGCCUCCUCCGCAGGUGACUCUAGGCCGUUGCGAGGGCCUCACUGUCGGUCGUUGCCAGGUGAUAAGUUCGUUGUCAUGGUGCCCCAAUUUCGACUGGUACCGACAGCACAGGGAACGUCUCACUUUGGUCAUGCACAUCAUGCAUCCUAUUCCAUUCAUUGUGGACAGACACGCUGUCAUUGCAACCAUAAAACUGGUCAAUUUUAGUGCGGCUUGA
This is a messenger RNA of Protopolystoma xenopodis, 291 nucleotides long. The record is from the annotation of a GenBank genome assembly. NCBI's taxonomy places the organism in Eukaryota, Metazoa, Platyhelminthes, Monogenea, Polystomatidea, Polystomatidae.